Messenger RNA from Nilaparvata lugens (brown planthopper), 4526 nucleotides. RefSeq lists its product as uncharacterized. The record is from RefSeq and is a predicted model, not a curated record. The transcript is spliced from 3 exons. Bases 912 to 3752 code for a protein of 946 amino acids. Lineage: Eukaryota; Metazoa; Arthropoda; Insecta; Hemiptera; Delphacidae.
UAUUUCAACAAGCUCUUAAGGAAUCAAGUGGUGAUUUUCUCAACAAUCAAUUUUAUUCGUUUGAUGCUUCAACUGAUUUUAAUUUGAAUCAAGAAGAUGAUGUCAACUUUCCAAUCUCGAAUCUUGGUGAUUAUGGCUUUUCUGGCAAUAACAUCCUACACAAAUCCGGAACUCAUAGAAGCUAUGACAUUUCCAACACAUCCGUUGCUUCUAAUAGCAAUUAUUGUGAUGGCAAAGGUUUGCAAUAUGAUUAUAAUAGCAUACCUGGUAAUUAUAAUUAUGCUCCUACGAACUACAGUGGGAUUACUGGGAAUUUUACCAAUCCUGGGUCAUAUACUAACAUUCCUGAGAAUUGUACCAUUAGUGGAUUAUAUAAGUCACAUAAUCCUGCAAAUUAUAACACUUUUGGGAAUUUGGAAAUCCCUGGUAUCCUGAACUACACAUCUGACAGCAGGAAUAAAGAAAAUUACAACACACCAUCGAGUACAAGCUCCAUCCAGACGCCGAAAAAAUGCAUCAUACUCAAACCAGUCCCCCAGAACUCGAAUUCAAAAUCAAAUUUGAAGUACACUAUAAUCAGAUCGUUUACCCCAUCAAGAAGACUCCACUCAAGUGCACCAAUCAGAAGUGUCAAUAGUGAAACAGAAACUAUCGCUCAAAAAAUACCAAUCAGUUUGCCGAAAAUAAUCCUGGAUGUCGCUAAACCAAAGGUUGAUAACUUUGAUCAAAAUGUUGUGAGUGAUCGUUCAACAAUUUAUCGGGUUAGAGAGCUUCCCCAACAUGUGCAGAAUGUCAUUGGUGGACUGACUAAGACUGUGAAAACUCCUCCUGUCAGUAGGCCCUUGGUAGUAGAUGCUUCACAAUUCCAGAAUAGGAUUAGCACAAACUUUACACAAACCGCAAAUUAUCAGAUGGGUUUCAAUAAUACACAAGCAGCACAUGCUACCUCAGCUACCUCAUCCUGGAACGUCGAUAAUAAUUGGAGAAAUAAUUAUUUCGGACCAACUCACAUGAGUGGUUACUUGAAUAACAUGGAAUUCAUGAGUAAUAAUGGAUAUGCAGCGAGUUCACAAAUGUCUCAAAACGUGCCAAUUUUCCCAACAACUUCUCCCCCGAAUAGUAUUAGUUUUACUAGCGACUUGCCGAAUAGAACCACUCAAAACAUUGUGGAAAUGACAAAAUCUACAAAUUUAACCAGUGACGAUUUGAAAAUCGAUGAUUUUUUGAAUGAGUUGACAUCAAAUAAUACUGGAAAUUCUGAGGAAUUCCCAAAAACGACCAAUUUCACAACAAAUGUUGAUUGGAAUACUGUUGGGACACCCUCUUACUCUGGUACUGUGGACCCAGCUGUGAAAUUUCCUACACCAACACAAGCAGUGAAUACUCCUCGAAUUUCGACUCCAAAAAAAUUGGAUAAAGUAGUACCUACCAUUAUAACAGGCACCAGAAUUAUUCCCAAUGUUCCAAGCCCCAGCAAAAAUAGGUUGAAUAAUGUUUUUGGAAAUGAUAGUAUGGGGCAAAGUAAAAUAAAUGGCUCCAACUUUAGAACAAAACAUUAUGAUAGUGGGAAAAGUUCUACAGGAACACCAUUUGCAGCGUACAAUAAUAAUACGGGAUCAAUGAGUAAACCAAAUAUACUCAACAAUAGUAUGUCCAUAUCAAGAUCGAAGUUUACAUCUAUUGGAAGAACUAUUGAUACCGAUUGUAAGAGCAACGUUUCUAUUCCUCCAUUAGCAAAAAAUGCUACAUCAAGAAUUGAGAACAAGCCGAAUUUUGUUAAUGAUCAACACAAUUCUGCAAAUCUGAAAACUGAUCUAGGGAAUCGUAUGAAUAAUUCAAUUCCAUUUGAUAACACUAAUUUGUUUAAUAAGUCUAUCACUAUUAUUCCCGAUAAUUCCACAAUGAGCUCUACUAAUAUUUUUGGUAACAUUGAUGCUAAACCCAAUUUCAAAUCUUCUGGGACCAGUGUGGGACCAAGUAGUAUUACAGAUGAUGAUUUCAAUUUUUUCACAGGAAAUACAAACAUUAAUAAUAGUUGCAAUCCACACAUGGAGAAUCCUAGUCAUUCGUCUCCAUAUCCAAAUGCUUUUGGUAGUUUGGAGGGGAAAAAUAUUCUCCCUGCGAAUACAUCAUCUUAUAAGAAAGGAGGAAUCUUCGAUGAAUUAUCAACUAUAACUGACGACACAUAUUUCCACACUGUGGAAAAUACUGAAAAAUAUAACAUUGUUAGGACCUCCUCAUUAUUAGAUGAGUGUGAAAAGAUCUUGCCGAUAAAUAGUGAAGAAGAAGAAUUGCUAAAUACUCCCGACUGUGCCUUCGAUAAUUCUUUCAAUGUUGAUAUGCUGACGAAUGUAUCAAAUACAGUAUCUGAUGUAUUUGGAGUUCAUAAGAAUACAAAUAAUUACAUGAAUAAAAAUACCAUGAACAUUUCUCAAGCCAUUCCAAACGAAACAAAUGCAAGUCAAGAUAACAGUUUGGACUUCAGUGUGACUCUGGAUCUCCCAAUCAUUUUGGAGAGUGAGUUUAGGGUGAAAGAAGAGAAUAAAGCAGAUGGAAAAGAGGUGAAAAAAUUGAAUGAGGAUAACUGCAAGGUAGGAACAGUAAAGGAUGUGGAAGAUUUGUCUCUACUCCCCACCUACCAAGAAGUUUCCAAGGAUUUUUCGUUUGGUUCAAUGAAAGAGGAACAAUGCGCUGGAAAAAUCGAUGAAUUUGAUAUUGAUAGUUUGAUUGAGGAGAAAAAUAAGGAGUUUGAGAUAGGAGGAGAGAAGAAGGAUGAAGAGGGGAAAAGGAAAGGAGAGGAGGAGAGGACUGACAGUAAUGAUGAAUCUUGUACCAGUAUUACUAUCAAAGAAGAGGAGAAAAAUGAUGAUGAAGGAGAGAGUUUGAAAAUAGAGGAAAAGUCAUCAGAUUCUAUUGAUGAUGUGGGCGGAGAUAAAUCAUCAGCAUCUUGUGAUCUUAGUGAUGAUUUUAAGCAGCAUUUCAAAUCACACUGCAAGAAAAACGAUUACGUUUGUGAGGUUUGUAACAAGAGUUUCAAGCAUGAAACAACUUUGAAAACUCAUUUCACACGAUCUCACACUGAUGAAACCAGAAAAUACAAGUGUAACGUUUGUGAGCAGUCGUUUGGGGUUUGGAGGAUGUUGAGAGACCACAGGGAAACUGUACAUCCCACACUGGACAAACACUGUUGCUACAUUUGUGAAAAGCUUUUUCCCAAUAAAACGGCUCUGAAGGCUCACGUACAACGACACACCGAUCCCAGGCGGUACAAGUGUCAGUACUGUGACAAAGUUUACAAGGAUAGAGCCGGGUUGAAUGUGCAUCUUGUAGUUCAUACACAGGUUUCAAAAUUCUCCUGCAGUCUAUGCGAUCGGAAAUUCGGCAAGAAAAAUCUGCUCACCGAUCACAUGAAAAUAUUCCACCUCAAACAGAAGGACCACACCUGUCAUGAGUGUAAUAGAUCGUUCAGCACCAAAAACACACUCAAGCGACACUCUUGGAUUCACACCGGUGAGAAAAAUUAUAUUUGUGAGAUUUGCGGGCGACCGUUCAGGCAGAAAGUGGCGUUGACUGUGCAUAUGAAAGUGCACAACAAACCACAGAGGGCACAGCAUCAUGCAUUUCAGUGCAACACUGGAGUGGGGAUGAAUUUGUGUGGUGAUGGUGGGGGAAAUCUUCCAGGGUACAAACACAUAUAUGAAGACAAUACUAAUAAUAUUGAUUCAAAGAUCAAUGAUUUUGUGAUAUUGUGAGAUUCCUCAAUGUGUUCAAAUCAGAUUCAAUUUGAUAUCAAUCAUUUUUCCACAUAAGAGCAAUAAGACACAUAAAAACAGACCAUUUUUCCAACAGACAAUACCGAUAAUAUUGAUUCAAAGCUCAAUGAUUUUGUGAUAUUGUGAGAUGAGUUUCCCUACUGUGUUCAAAUCAGAUUCAAUUUAAUAAUAAUCAUUUUCCCACAUGAGAGCAAUAAGACACAUAAAAAGAGACCAUUUUUUCCACAGACAAUACUGAUAAUAUUGAUUCAAAGCUUAACGAUUUUGUGAUGUAGCUUUCUUACUACUGUGUUGAAAUCAGAUUCAAUUUAAUAUAUUUAUAUAUUUCUUAACAUAAAAGCAAUAAUACACAAAAAACAGACCAUUUCUUCCACAUGGUGCUGUUAUGUAGGUAUAGACCUACCUUAUUUAAUGCUUAUGUAGCCUACGAAUAUUUCAGUUCUAUUAAAAUCACGCCAGUUCAGUUGAAAAAUAUGAGAAGAUUUUAUGAAGUUUCACUAUAGUGUGAAAGAGCAUCAGUAAAUUAUUCAAGUAUGAUAUGAUCGACAUUAAUAAAUCAAGCUACCUUAUUCAUACAUAUAUUAUUAUAUUAUAAUCUAUUAAUUUUGUUUGUAAGUUUGAAACAUGAAGUGAAACCAUUCCAUUUUAUUUAUGAUGUGCCAGAGUUAAAAAAAUUGAGAAUAUUUUAUUACUUUUGAAUGUGAAUUAAUUUUUUAAUGUUUUAGAGUGAAAAAUAUAUUUUUGUGAACAAAA